UUUACAAUCUCUCUGUCAAAUCUGUCCAACUAACCUCACUCAAAAGUUCCAAAACAUCGCUAAAGAACGUUGUUUGAUAAGUUAUUUAUUAUAUUGAGGACCAUUAACUAGAAACUUAAAAUGGCUGAGAAGGAACAAGAAAAAGGACCAGAAAUUGUGUCUGACCAAGAAAAGGAAAUCGCACAAAAUGCUCUAGAGGAAUUUAAGAAAAAAAACUAUAGUGCCUGCUUACAACUGCUGAACAAGUUGGAAAGCAGGAGCAACGAUUUGAAAGUUGUACACAAUAAAGCAAUUGUCGAGUAUUGUAAGAGCGACCUGAAGAAAACGGAGCAAUUACAGAAGUCUCUCACCUCAAUUUGUAAUCAGUUUCAAGUAAAAGUUGACAAAUUGGAUGAUAUUGACCACUGCAUUAUACAAUACAACCAAGCUGUAAUACUCUAUCACCAGAGACAAUAUACAGCCGCCCAAAGAAUUAUGGAUAGAGUAUAUAAGUUCAUCGAGCCGAUGGACGAAUAUCUGGCAAAGCAGGUCAGUCUCUUAGCUAUAGAAAUACAACUCAGCCUUCGACAACCUGACAAAGCUUUAACCCUCAUAAGUUAUUUGGAGAAUAACUUGAUCUAUGGAGGUUCCAUUCCUCUAAAAGGUUUGGAUAAAAAUGGAAAGGAGAGAAAGAUAACACUUCCCCCUCCAAAACCUUUGUCUGAAGAAUUUGAAAAAAAACUAUUGAAAUAUAAGAUCAGAUGCUAUUUGAUGAAUCAUUCAUUAAGUAUUUCCUCCAAAGAAGUUCAGGUGUUGCUCAAAGAUAAAUCGAAUAUUGACGCAAUGUACCUUGCAGCCAAUACCGAAUAUCUGAAAGGGAACUAUAUGGAUGCCGUGAAAAUUUUGACGUCAAUACCAAGCGAAUGUUUAUGUUACAGCGAUUGUGGUGAGUCUUCGACACUGAUGUUUUACAACAACAUGGGCGUCUUACACCACGCGAUGGGAAAACCGAAUUUGGCCUGUUAUUAUUUCCAAACGGCCCUCAAAGGAGAUAUCAGUAAUUCGCAAAGUGGUUCAAAAAAGGACGACAAUGAGAAACCUUUAUAUACUUUAGGAAGCUCGAAAUAUCAUGAAUUGAUGUACAACCUUGGAAUCGCUCUGUUACAUGCUGGACGACCAACUCAAGCAUUCGAAUGUCUCAUUGUUGCAGUGAGACGAUAUCACAGGAAUUCAAGGUUAUGGAUGAGGUUGGCGGAGUGCUGCGUAAUGGUACACAAGGAGACAAAUGAAAUUGAUUUCGAGAAACAAAAGAAUCUGAUUGCCGAAGUUGUGGGGAGCAAAGAGAAACAAAAGAUUAUUUUGGUAUCUAAUUUAUCAAAAGACAAGAAGUACAGCACUGAGAGCCAAUCUUAUGCCGUCCCAGUGCCUUCUUUAGAGUUCGCUUUACUCUGUUUGAGGAACGCCACUCUCCUCAUACCCUCGGACACCGCUACUCCUCCAGUUCCUUUGUUUUUGAUUCCCGGGGUCACCCCACCGGCGCCCCCUCCUAGCCCUAGUUUGUCUCCCUCGAAUCCUCUUUCGCUGGACGGUAUCGCUGUGUUGAGGAACAGCAUAUUAGUAACAAGUGCCUACGUUUCGUUAUGUCUUGGGGAUUACAUUAUGUCGUUGGAGCAUGCCAAGGAACUUUUGGAACAACCGAGGAUAUCGAGCAUUCAUAAACUGUUGGCACAUUUGUACGCCGCUGAAUCUCUGGUACUACUUGAUAAAAUAUCAGAAGCCUUGGAACACCUCAAUCCAGAAAGUAUUAAAGAUAUAUCCUUCGAACUUCCAGAAGACAAAGAGAAACCUGAAAAUAUUACAUUGAAAACUAACCCACCGGCAAAAUGGUUUCCCAAUACCCUUCAAAGUGCCCAAGCAGUGAUGCAGUACAACAUAGCAGUGGCGAAAACAAUACGGGGUCAACUAGAUCAGGCGGCUACUAUGCUCAGGCAAAUCUGGCAACAAAAAAGUGCAACGUGCCAAGUUCCCACUCACAUUAUCAUGUUGUUCAUUUAUAUAGAACUUCAGCUUGGACAUACCGAUGUUGCAAAAAAUCUAUUGAGGCAGUACCAUCAGCAACAGAGGAUAAGUGGAUGACAAAUCAAUGUCAACGAGUUUAUAAAUAAUUGUAUUAAUGUUGAAGAUGUGAUUAAUUAAAUUAUUUUUGUUUUUA
Messenger RNA from Leptinotarsa decemlineata (Colorado potato beetle), 2191 nucleotides. It is a transcript of the gene Not10, whose product is annotated as CCR4-NOT transcription complex subunit 10. Lineage: Eukaryota; Metazoa; Arthropoda; Insecta; Coleoptera; Chrysomelidae. Gene Ontology annotation, biological process: mRNA catabolic process; negative regulation of translation. The record is from RefSeq and is a predicted model, not a curated record. Gene Ontology annotation, cellular component: CCR4-NOT complex. Gene Ontology annotation, molecular function: protein binding.